GGCAAGAAUAAUGCCCGGGAAUAAGGUUCUACUUCCGUAUCAAGCUUAAACGCGGGAGUUACCUCUUACUUGCAUCUCGGUCUCUCGCUGCACGGGAAUCUUUUGAACCGAGGGCAGCCGUCGUCGUGCAUCACCACCAGCACUUUUCUACUUUCUCUCUCCCGCCUCCCGCCUUUGUUCUCCUCCGCCAUUGCGAUAUUAGCCUUCAUCCUUUUUAAUUGUCCAAUUGAUCGAUUUUGCACUUGGAACUUCUCCUAGAAUCAGGGGAGCUUCAAGCAGAGACAUCUUCAUCCCCGCAUCGUCAACCCUCCAUCCCAUUGCAUUAGCAAACAUGGCUAUGAACGCCCGGUCUGCCACAAGAGCCCUGCGGGCCAUUCGGCCAUUGGGUGUCAAGCAAUCCGCUCCCGCAUCGUUUGCCGAAGGCCGCCGCAGCUAUGCUACCGCUGAGCAGGAUCUCAAGGAGACAUUGAAGAGGGUUAUCCCUGAGAAGCGGGAGCUGCUCAAGAAGGUGAAGGCCCAUUCCGAUAAGAAGAUCGGUGAGGUCAAGGUCGAAAACACCUUGGGAGGCAUGCGUGGUCUUAAAGCCAUGAUCUGGGAAGGAUCCGUCCUCGAUGCCAAUGAGGGCAUCCGUUUCCAUGGCAAGACCAUCAAGGACUGCCAGCGCGAACUUCCCAAGGGCACCUCAGGGACGGAGAUGCUCCCCGAAGCCAUGUUUUGGCUGCUGUUGACUGGUGAGGUUCCCACGACUUCCCAAGUCCGUAAACUCUCCCGCACUCUGGCCGAGCAAGCCCAGCUUCCCAAGUAUGUCACCGAGAUGCUGGAUGCUUUCCCCAAGGACUUGCACCCGAUGACCCAGUUUGCCUGCGCCGUCUCCGCUCUCAACCACACCUCUGUUUUCGCGAAGGCGUAUGAGAAGGGUUUGAACAAGGCCGACUACUGGGAGCCGACCUUCGAUGACUGCAUCAGCCUCCUUGCCAAGCUGCCAACCAUUGCCGCGAAGAUCUACCAGAACGCCUACCGUGGAGGUGGCGCUCUCCCUGCCGAGGUCGACCUCACCCAGGAUUGGUCCUACAACUUCGCUGCCAUGCUGGGCAAGUCCGGCAAGGAGAACGAGGGCUUCCAGGAUCUUCUCCGUCUCUAUUUGGCGCUCCACGGCGAUCAUGAGGGAGGCAAUGUGUCCGCCCACGCCACGCAUCUCGUCGGUAGCGCACUUAGCGAUGCCUUCCUGAGCUACAGCGCCGGUCUUCAGGGCCUUGCUGGACCACUCCACGGAUUGGCUGCCCAGGAGGUCCUGCGAUGGAUCAUCCAGAUGAAGGACAAGAUUGGCACCAGCUAUACCGACCAGGAGGUGAAGGACUACCUGUGGAGCACGCUCAAGUCUGGACGUGUCGUUCCUGGAUACGGACACGCCGUGCUGCGGAAGCCGGACCCGCGAUUCGAGGCCCUCAUGGACUUUGCCAACGCACGACCUGAGAUCUCGGAGAACCCGGUGUUCCAGCUAGUCAAGAAGAACUCGGAGAUUGCCCCGGGCGUGUUGACGGAGCAUGGAAAGACCAAGAACCCAUACCCCAAUGUCGACUCCUCGUCCGGCGUGCUCUUCCACCACUACGGGUUCACCGAGACUCUGUACUACACGGCAACUUUCGGUGUCAGCCGUGGUCUUGGACCUCUGGCACAGUUGAUCUGGGAUCGUGCUCUUGGCCUCCCUAUCGAGCGACCCAAGAGCAUCAACUUGGCUGGUCUCUUGAAGGAGGUUGAAGGAAAAUAGAUGGACGUGAGCGUAUGGCUCGUAUGAACAUGUAGAAAAGCAGAACUUGUUCCCAUAUCUCUGCGAUUUGGAGUUGGAAUGCAUUCAAGCCAGUUAUAUAGAUCGAUGAAAUCCUCAUUUCACAAUCCAGAAUCAAUUUCAGUCAAACCACUUGGAAC
Molecule: messenger RNA, 1926 nt
Organism: Eremomyces bilateralis CBS 781.70
Lineage: Eukaryota; Fungi; Ascomycota; Dothideomycetes; Eremomycetales; Eremomycetaceae
Product: citrate synthase-like protein
Exons: 5
Coding region: 332-1768 (478 amino acids)
Biological process (GO): citrate metabolic process; carbohydrate metabolic process; tricarboxylic acid cycle
Cellular component (GO): mitochondrial matrix
Molecular function (GO): 2-methylcitrate synthase activity
Source: RefSeq, a predicted model, not a curated record